Messenger RNA from Clarias gariepinus (North African catfish), 1017 nucleotides. RefSeq lists its product as uncharacterized. The coding region runs from base 4 to 1017 and encodes 337 amino acids. NCBI's taxonomy places the organism in Eukaryota, Metazoa, Chordata, Actinopteri, Siluriformes, Clariidae. Gene Ontology annotation, biological process: response to bacterium. The transcript has 5 exons. The record is from RefSeq and is a predicted model, not a curated record.
GCCAUGUACACAGACCUCAGGCUGAUAAUGCCAAUGUGGAUGACUGUGGUGCUUUUUAAUAAAAUUGACUCUGUACAGACGUACGAUGUCAAUCAGCCGAACCCACUGAUCACGGCUGAUGUUGGUGAUAACGUGACUCUGCACUGCUUUAGACUGAAAGAGGAAACUGCUGGAGCCAUCGUUUGGUACAAGCAGAAAUUAGGACACGAGCUUCGUGUAAUGGUCACAGUUCAACAGGAACUCAAUUACGAAGAUGAGUUCAAAUCACCAAGAUUCAGCAUCGAGAAAGAAAAAGGGAGCUGCCAUUUAAAAAUUGAUCAUGUGGAGCCAUCGGAUGAAGCCAUGUAUUACUGUGGAUUUAGAAAAUUUUUAACAACUUUUGGAAAAGGAAGCUUUUUAUCUGUGAAAGGUGAUGGAGAUGUAGAAGUGUCAGUAUCACAGAGCAGUGUGUUGGACUCGGUUCCUGCAGGAGCGUCAGUGACUCUGCAGUGCUCGGUUCUCUCUAAGAGCAGAGCAGCAGAACUCCAAGUGCUCUGGUUCAGAGCUGCUCCACCACAAUCCCAUCCUCAAAUCAUUUACACUCAUCACAACAGCAGCCAUCAGUGUGAGAGCCGGUCUUCUACACACACCUGUGUGUACAACUUCUCCAAGAACAUCCUCAGCCUCAAUGAUACUGGGACUUACUACUGCGCUGUGGUACUGUGUGGAAAGAUCAUUUUUGGGAACGGAACACGAGUACAACUGGAGAAACAUGUGGAUCCUGUAGUGAUCUGCCUCUCUAUAGCUUUGGGUGUGUGUGUGGUAGUGAUCACUGUUCAAGCUUUUAUAAGCUGUAAGUGGAGAAACUGUCAGCAACAUACACUUUCAAAUGUAUCCCCACAGGUUCCUGUGGACUCUAUGGAACUGAAUUACGCUGCCUUACAUUUUAAGAAAAAUCAAACUAAAACAGAAAGACAGAAGAGAAAGCAGCCUCAAGAUACUGUGUACUCUGAUGUCAGAUCUCUCACUACUACUUAG